AUGGUCAACAAACUUCUGAUCGCUGCCACUAUGGCAUCGACGAUCCCCUCAGUCAAUGCCUUCGAUCCCGCUAAAGAUAGGUGGCUUUGCCAGCAAGACGAUGCUAUAUGUGUCACCUCGUUUGUAUGGUGCUCAACCAUCGGUGAAGAUACUGCGAAAGGCUGUUCAUACCCCGAGAACACCUGGCCAGAGUCUCCCAACAACUUUGGAAAGAACCCAGCACUGGUUCUAUGGGAUCAAGAAUAUACGAUUAGCUGGAAGGGGACAGAUGACAAAUAUGCCACUCUCAUUGAGUGGCACUUUGUGAGAGACACGGAUCGGCCAAGCAACUCGAGUAAGCUCAAAAACAAAGAAAAGUCAUAUACUUUUAAGUUUAGCGACCUAGCCAGCGACUUUCCCAACAAAGACAACGACGAUAUCGACGCAGAACAAGUCAAAGCCGCUGCCAGUAACCUCAUGAACGUCUGGGCUGUCUCACAACCCGAUAGACCUGAUGAAGGCAAGGGUCAAGUUCAUGGUGACCCCUGGAUGGACAAGUCCCAACAUUUCAUAGUCGUGGAUGACGACGUGGUGCCAUAUCUCGAAACGCAACGCACGAUAGCUAAGCAGAAGCAGAAUGUAAAGUGGCACAACGGUGUCGUUCUCGGGGUUGGCGUUGGUGCACCAUUUCUUCUUGCUGCUGCCUUUGUCUUGGGCAGGUUCACAGGCAGGAAGAAGGUCAAGAAGGUAUCGGGCUACAAGUCUGUGGAAUCGUAUCAUUCGGGGUAUAACUCGGCGUAUCUGGGUGGUUAUUGA
Molecule: messenger RNA, 795 nt
Organism: Fusarium graminearum PH-1
Lineage: Eukaryota; Fungi; Ascomycota; Sordariomycetes; Hypocreales; Nectriaceae
Exons: 2
Coding region: 1-795 (264 amino acids)
Source: RefSeq, a predicted model, not a curated record